ACUGAGAGCAGGAGUAAAGUAAGGUAUAAAUAGGAUCUGCCCCUGAGGCUUAAGACCUACCUUUUUGUCGAGCAGAAACGAUCUCUAAGGUAGCCAGCAGUCAAGACUCACACCAACACUCACUUACAACGAUUUCGCUUUGGAAUAUCUCCAUCUCCAACCAACCAACACGGUAGUCAUGUCGACCAACGCAGAAAUCCCGUCGUCGGCCAUCCCGGUAAUCCUCCUAGGCGAGUUCGAGGCAACAGCUAAAGCCUUCAGCGAGGCCGUACUGCCUGAUUUCGAUGUCGUAUACCUCUCCACAAUCCCCGACCUAGCCAUCAAAGCCCUCCCCGGCGUCCUCCGCGGCCAAGCCCCCGUCUACCUGCAACCCGACGACAAGCUCAAGCUCGAGACCGCCGCCAGCGCCCCCAAGGCAAUCGUCGUCGUCGCCGGCCCCGCCUUCGACGACGCCUUCGUGGCCAGCGCGCAGCAGGCCCUCGCCGCCAACGACUUGCACGUGCCGUUCUUCAAGCAGCGCGAGUACGACGGCAACAGCGAUGCCGUCGGUGCCGAUGCGGUCGCGGUUGCUAAAACCGCGCAUGUCGAGGAGUUGGCCGCGCGCGCCGUCAAGGCGCUGAAGAAGGCGGCUGAGGAGGGCAAGUUGGAGGGCGAGGACGAUGGUGUUUAUGUUUAUUAGGGUGGUUUGCUGCGCUACGUUUCGUUCUUUUGGGACAUGAUGUCGGAUGAGAUGAGAUGAGAUGAGAUGAGACGAAAGAGAUUCCUGUGAUGCGACGG
Daldinia decipiens is the source of this 777-nucleotide messenger RNA. RefSeq lists its product as uncharacterized. NCBI's taxonomy places the organism in Eukaryota, Fungi, Ascomycota, Sordariomycetes, Xylariales, Hypoxylaceae. The record is from RefSeq and is a predicted model, not a curated record. The transcript has 2 exons. The coding region runs from base 179 to 679 and encodes 166 amino acids.